AUGAAGCAGCUCAGCAUUGUCAACCAUACCUCUGAAAUCCUGUUGGUGGAGGCCACCGGCGUUCUUGGAACUCGUGAAACCAAAGUGCUCUUGCCUUCGCUUGCUACCACCACCACCAUCGCGAAGCAUGCUUCUGUUUUCACAUUUUCUACGCCCGCACAGAGGGGCGACUAUGAGAAAGAUUGGGUUGCUGUUCCUAAAGUCUACGCCGUUACUUUACCUCGGGUCUUAGGGGCAACAUGGAAAGUGGUGGACUUGCCAAGCGGAUGCCCGUGGACAAUGUACCGAGCUAGGGUGUCGAGAAAACACCAUCGCCUUUUAAUUCUACCUCGCAGAGAGCUAUCAUCAUUCCUUGCGAAGCUGCCGGACUCGCUCCCGCUCUCGUCUCUGAUGCUACCUGGGACGCAUGACACGAUGGCAUUCUAUGGUUGGCCCAUCUCCCAAUGCCAGUCGCUUGCUACACCACUUGCAUUGCAGCUACAGUCCGGCAUCCGCGUACUCGAUAUUCGCCUUGCGGUUAUCAAGUCCCGGCUCAUAGCUUAUCAUGGCCUUUACCCGCAACGCGCAUCCUUCCAAGAAAUCCUUACCACGAUACAUAUCUUCCUUACCGCAUCUGCGACGUGUCGCGAAAGCAUUGUGAUGUCUAUCAAGCAAGAAGACUUCGAGGUGACGUCGCCAUCCCUGUUCUCGGAACUGGUCCACGAGGAAAUAAUGAACGGGCCCGGGGGACGGGAUAUGUGGUUCUUGGAGAAUCGCAUACCGAAAUUGGGUGAAGUCAGAGGCAAAGUUGUCAUGUUCAGUCGAUUUGGCGGUGAGGGUGCAGGCUGGGAGGGCGGGCUAGAAGGCCUAGGCAUCCAUCCAACUGCAUGGCCCGAUAGCGCCAGAUCCGGGUUCACCUGGCAGUGCAAAGAUACUCUCGUGCGCACACACGACUGGUAUAACAUCCCGUCCUUCCUUUCCAUUCCGGAGAAGACAGCCCUGGCGACGGAGAUCCUUUUACCUCCUCCAGACGACCCGCCGUUUCCUACUCUCGCGAUCUCAUUCUUCUCGGCAUCUGGCUUUCCCCUCGCAUUUCCGCCAACAAUUGCACGGGGCUUUGGGUACCCCAAGCUCGGCCUCGGUGUCGAGGGUGUCAACGGGCGGAUAGGCAGGUGGCUGCUAGAUAUGCUCAGCGGCCAAGAUGAGAGUACUGCUAUCAGUCCCCGGUUCACAUUGUCAAGGCCUGCAGAUGCAAGCAUGCGCAUACGCGGAUGGGCGCUCAUGGAUUUCUUCAAGGACCCACAGGAUAAUGGGCUCGUACCCUUAUUGGUGGAGUGCAACUUCCGCGGGAGGCGGAAAGGUGAAGAGGGCUGGCUAUAG
This is a messenger RNA of Postia placenta MAD-698-R-SB12, 1359 nucleotides long. RefSeq lists its product as hypothetical. Gene Ontology annotation, molecular function: phosphoric diester hydrolase activity. Gene Ontology annotation, biological process: lipid metabolic process. The coding region runs from base 1 to 1359 and encodes 452 amino acids. Lineage: Eukaryota; Fungi; Basidiomycota; Agaricomycetes; Polyporales; Adustoporiaceae. The transcript is spliced from 5 exons. The record is from RefSeq and is a predicted model, not a curated record.